Molecule: messenger RNA, 3911 nt
Organism: Epinephelus fuscoguttatus (brown-marbled grouper)
Lineage: Eukaryota; Metazoa; Chordata; Actinopteri; Perciformes; Serranidae
Gene: nek7
Product: NIMA-related kinase 7
Exons: 10
Coding region: 317-1228 (303 amino acids)
Biological process (GO): protein phosphorylation
Molecular function (GO): protein kinase activity; ATP binding
Source: RefSeq, a predicted model, not a curated record
GGGUCAGGAGUGUGGUGAUGAGAGGGGCCUAGAUACUGGAGACACUGUCUGAAAACACGUACACAUCUCGACUGGCUCCACAGCACAGGGUCUCUCUGUCCGUGAAAAAAACUCCCCCAGCGCUCAGACAACGGUGCUCAGGCAACGAGAGAGGCCCGCCGAGUCUCGACUUUUAGGAGCGACCUUGGAGAGAAAAGGGAAAGUCAAAACAAAGACAACCGCCAUAACCAUCAGGAGAAACUUUGAGCGUGAAGAAGGAAUAGCUUAGCAACAGAGUCCCACUUCCUGAGGUGUAAAGGAUCGAGCUCCUAACACCAUGGAUAUGGACACACAGCCACAAGGACAGCAAGCAGCCGUGCCAGUCUUUCAACCCCAGAAACCAUUGCAACCAGACAUGGGCCACAACUCGCUUGCAAACUUCCAGAUUGAGAAGAAGAUCGGACGUGGCCAGUUCAGUGAGGUUUACCGGGCGAGGUACCUCUUAGACAACACGUCAGUGGCCCUGAAGAAAGUCCAGAUAUUCGACUUGAUGGAUGCCAAAGCUCGGCAAGAUUGCAUCAAAGAGAUAGAUCUCCUUAAGCAAUUGAACCACCCCAACGUGAUAAAGUACCAUGCAUCUUUUAUUGAGGACAAUGAGCUGAACAUAGUCCUGGAGCUAGCGGAUGCAGGGGACCUCUCACGUAUGAUCAAGCACUUUAAGAAGCAGAGGAGGCUUAUCCCAGAGAGAACGGUGUGGAAGUACUUCGUCCAGCUCUGCAGUGCGCUCGAACACAUGCACUCCCGGAGAGUCAUGCACAGAGAUAUCAAACCAGCCAAUGUUUUCAUCACAGCUACAGGAGUAGUGAAACUAGGAGACUUGGGACUGGGACGAUUCUUCAGCUCCAAAACAACCGCCGCUCACUCACUAGUGGGUACUCCUUACUACAUGUCACCAGAGAGGAUACAUGAAAACGGAUACAACUUCAAAUCUGACAUCUGGUCGCUAGGAUGCCUGCUCUACGAGAUGGCAGCCCUGCAGAGUCCGUUCUAUGGGGAUAAGAUGAACCUUUACUCCCUUUGUAAGAAGAUAGAACAGUGUGACUACCCCCCUCUUCCCUCAGAUCACUACUCAGAGGAGCUGAGGAACUUGGUAGAUAUGUGCAUCAACCCCGACCCGGAGAAGAGGCCGGACAUCACCUACGUGUACGACAUUGCCAAACACAUGCAGAGCCUGACACAGGGCAGCUAAGCCCAAACAUACACACAUAUUGCUUGCAGAACUCCUCCCCACUUCCCUCCUUGCUUUACAUGCUGGACUCGUACACAUCUAUCAGCUUUUAUACAAUAACUAACUCCAGAGUUUAGCUUCUUGUGAUAAGUAGUACGUGUAAAAGAUUUAUUUUCAAGGUAAUGGUACGGUCUAUAACAUGACUGACACCCAAACCUUUUCUGCCCUAGGAAAAAGAUUAUAAAGAUUAUACUUUUUGUCAGACAGACCUCCCAUUCCGUUAACUUCAAUAAUGUUACAGCACUGAAUGUCAGUGUAUUGUAACUCACUGAUGUGUUAUUUGCUAUGGCUUUGUAAGGCACGUCUGCUGUGUUUUUAUGUAGUGAAGUAAAGCCGUUCUUCAGCAGCUGCUGUGCGCAGAUGCUAUUUAAAGCAGAUAUACUAGAAAAUUGGAAAAUUAGCAGAAAAAAAGAAAAAGGCAAAGUUAGGUGUUACUUGUUACCUAUCCUCAAGACAGUUAUUCAAAGCAAAUAUCACAAAUAUAUGCAGAAAAAAUUACCUUCAUGAUUGAUCUCAUGAGACCUGUGGUCAGCAAAUGAAAACUCUGAGAACAAUAGAAAAUUUGAAGUGAAGAGAUAUUCACUCAAUGGCAGCAAAACUGAGAGAUGUUAAAAAAAAAAAAAAAAAAAGUGUUAUUGAUGGUUGAAGCGUUGUUUUGUUGCACUUUUUACCCUGGUACUGGAAGGCUGGCAGGGUGAUCAUCAUGUCUAAUGAAUGUAUAAGGAAGGGAAGGAUCAUUUAGAGGGUAGACUAGAGACAUGCUGGGGGGAGAACAUGGGCAAAUGUCUCCACAACACUUUGAAUGUAAGUCAUUUUGACACCUAUGUAUUGUCUUUGAAAAAUUCAGAAUGUCUCUGUUUUGACAGCCUAGAAAGAGCGGUAGAGGCUGUAAGAAAGCAGUUCUACAUCUGCUGUUUACCUUUGUCACCGACACCAAAAGAUUUCCUCCUCGGCUCAACUUAAGCAAGUUUUUUUUUUUUUUUCUUAAAUCACAAUGGAGACAUGAAAAAAAAAUUCAAAGUCAAAACACAUAGUUCUCCAUCAUGUUCCAGUGGCUGCAUUUGACCCACUAGAAAUGUAGUGGAAAAAAUGUUGUGAUUGUUAAUGUUGCUGUGUGAGUUUGCAGUGUAGUUGUCUUGUUAAGUAACACACAUGUUGAAGCGAUAGCAGAUCCUUGCCUUGUGUAACCGUCCAUGUCAUGAGUAAAUCACAGCGUGCCUACCUACCUUAUGUCCUCAGUGGAGAUACCAAAGAGAAACGUCACACAUAGAGAGAGCAGUUUAUAUAUAUGUUAAGGUGUCUUUUAUGGAAAGUAUAUCAAAGAGUUGUACUGAGAAAAAAAAAAAAAAAGAAAGAAACAAGCACCGAUGGGACUCAUUUUGUUUUACUGUACAUAGUGAAGAAGUUCCUAUAGAUUUGAUACUGUAGGGUUUUAGUGACCCUUUAUUCAUUUGGAGGAAGGAAACAGUGGUAUAUAUGGUUUUUUUUUUUGGUUUUUUUUUGUUUUUUUUAAACAGUGAAUAGGUUUACACCAGUGGGUCACAAAUGACCAGCACUGACUACCACUGGUUUACAUAAUGGCAAUAAUACCAGAUGAAAGGUAUAGUAAGUAAACAAUGAUCGAUAACACUUUAUUUCAGUGUCCUAUGAGUUCUCUUUGACCAUUAUCAAAUAGCCUGUUAACCGCUCAUCGAAAUUAUUGCACAUGUAUGCCCAUGCUUCUCAUGUUUUUUUUUUUUGGUUUUUUUUUUAAAUUAACAUUUAAUACUAAAAACAUGUGUUAUAUACAAAAUCAAAGCUUGUAGGUGCAAGAAAAUGUAAGUUAUUUUGUUUUGGUCAACAGAAUAUUUUGAUAGUGUGUUGAUAGUGGUUAUUUGUUUGAUGCCUUGCAAAUACAGUGUUUGCAAUUUUUGUUUGCAAUUGUACACCUUUGUUUUCUCCCCGCUGCAGUAAAACUUUUUUGUUUUUCAUUUCAGUUAACCUAAUUUAUCAUCAUCUUCACCCACAGUGCUGGUUUCCCCCUCUGUUUCUAUGAUCACACAACAAGAGCAUAAGUAUAGCACCAAAACAUUUUAGUAUUUAAAGCACAUGUUAGAUAUUUGGUUUUAUGCUCUACAGAAUUCCUGAAAAAAAUUUGUAGUGUUGAUGCUUUUUUUUUAUUGACUUGACAAAAACAUUUACACUGAUGCAUCUGGUCAGUUACAACUGUUAAUGUAAAAGAUAAUGAACCAAAUGCUUGUGUCAUGGUUUUAUCUGUCACCUUAGUUAAAAACAUGCAGUAUGUGGUGCAAAGUCCAGUUGUGUUGCCUUAAUAUAUUUCUGUGCAGUAAUGGUUAUAUUUUCUGUUUAUGCACAGAAACAGAGAUCAUGAUUUUCCUCUUUGUUCAACUUUUUGGUUGUUUAGUGAAGUCACUUUAAGGAUUGUGUCCAUUUCUUGAAAGGGAGCUUUUGUCUUUAUGUAACACAUGACAGCGCUCUCCUUUUUACCCAUGGCUCAGUUUACUUUUCCACGGGCCCUCUGAAGUUGGUAUCGAAGAGUCCAGGGGUUUUCCAAAAAGUCAGCUAUUGCAAUUAAUAUUUAUUGUUUUGGUAGUUUGGCUGUUUUCUGAACAUUUCAUUUCAAAUUAAAGACCCUCAUCACAAA